AUGAGUCAGGCACAAUUAACUAACCCAAAUACAUAUACUUUGAGAGAUAUACUAUUGUUAUCACAACUUCUACAUAUAAAUCAUAUACCAACACUAAAGAAAUUAGAAUCAAUUGAUCAUGACCUACUAGUCACGAUACUAAAUGAAUGGAAACAGCAUAUAUCCACUACUUUAGAGCAUUCAACUAUAAAAAUUAAUACUUUGAAUCAAUUAAAAGAGUUGUAUAUAAAAUUAUUGGAGAAAUAUAAAGUUGAGAAUACUGAAAAUUUAGCAAAUGAAGUUUAUUUUUUGAGGAUUGAUGAAUUAGAGAACAUCAUACAAAGUAAGAAAGAGGAGUUUAAGAUGACUUUGAACGAAGGUGAAUAA
This is a messenger RNA of Lodderomyces jiufengensis, 366 nucleotides long. RefSeq lists its product as uncharacterized. The coding region runs from base 1 to 366 and encodes 121 amino acids. The record is from RefSeq and is a predicted model, not a curated record. Lineage: Eukaryota; Fungi; Ascomycota; Pichiomycetes; Serinales; Debaryomycetaceae. The transcript has a single exon.